Molecule: messenger RNA, 1338 nt
Organism: Mycena indigotica
Lineage: Eukaryota; Fungi; Basidiomycota; Agaricomycetes; Agaricales; Mycenaceae
Exons: 5
Coding region: 1-1338 (445 amino acids)
Source: RefSeq, a predicted model, not a curated record
AUGGCCAAGGCAAAGCCAAGGCCAAGGUGUCGGCCUCGCCUUUCCCGACCCCCCUCCGCGACCGUUCCCGAAGGCUCCGCCCACAGCCGUGUGGCGCCGUAUUCCGAUCGCGCAGACGAUAUGUCGCGCGGCGCCGGGUCGGACGUUUCGACUAAAAACAGAGGCGAACGGCGGAAUCGACUCGGUGGGCCUCUGUUUCCUUCCCGCCGCCACCUACCACUGGCUAUGGCUCCGCCCGCGAGCACGAGGGAUGCAGCCACUGAGCGCGCGCUGGACGAGGAGUUUACACGUAUCACGUCGUGCUGCUACUACCGCGCGCCAACUGGGAGGGCGAGGAGAGAGGUGGGAAGGGAGGCGGCACCGGACUUGGUCAUGAUUCUCGGAUGGGCGUAUGCUACCCUCAGGCCUGUCUCGCACUACUCGCGGAAGUACGCGGAAAUGUACCCCGGCGCUGCACAGCUGGUCCUCACGUGCGACACGACCGCGUUUGGGCUGGGCACGUUUGCGAUGAAUAUUGCGCGAAUGCGGCCUGUGGUCAACUUCCUGCACGACCUUUUCCGUCUCGAAUACGAGGGGGAGGCGCCGAAACGAUGGAUGGUGCAGUGUAUGUCGAGCGGCGGCCUGAUGCAACUCCAUUGGCUAACGCUCACGCUCAAUCACCUACACAACACUGGCGCGCUCCAUCCGGCCAGUAUAAACUCGCCACAUCGCACGCUCCUUCUCCCCGCCCUCCCCCCGCUGCCGACCCUUACCAUCCUCGACUCCGCCCCGUCCGUGGCCGACAUCUCUGAAUUCUGGGAAGGCGCGGGUUACUACUCCGUCCGCCGACUCGGAGAGGCUACCGCAUUGUACUACGCGAAUCGCACGCUCGCUGUCUGCGGUCUCCGGCCCGAGCUGUCGGCCUUCAUCGGGGACUUCGUCGCCGGGGAGCCCGAGGGCGAUAUUACCCUCAUGGCGGGGGCAGGCGGAGCAACGGCCCGAUACGCGUAUGCAUGGCACCCGCUCAGCCGCACGGUCCCCCGGGUGUACUUCUACUCUGACGUCGACCGUGUCGCGCUGUUGCCGCGCGUCAAGGCACAUAUAGCGCAGAUGCGCGCUACGGGUGUCCCGGUUGUGCGGGAGGAGUUCUUUCGCGGGACGGCGCAUGUUAGUCAUGCGCGGCGCUAUCCCGAGCGGUACUGGCGCGCGGUGGCAGGGGCGUGGAGGGCUGCGUGUACGGCGGGGAAGAAUGUGGUGGAGGAGGCAGAGAUGGCGUGGGAUGAAUCAGAAGUGUCGAGUGGCAAAAAAGACUGGCGGGGCUCUGGGGCUGAAGACUUGCAAGCAAGAGCAAAGUUGUAA